AUGGUGGGAGAAGUAGUAUGGCGCAGAAGCGAACCGACAGUCGAUUGUAGGACGUUGAAACGGUUUAGUGUUGUCUGUAACUUCGUGUUAGAAAGGUGAAUAUUCAACAGUUUACUACAAAGAAUUGGACACUGAUUUUUCUUCUGCGGAAUGAGAGCGCGUAUUCAUAUGCACAGGCAGAAGAUGGAAAGAUAAAGACCCAGUUGCAUGAGUUCUUUUUACAUUCAUUUCAACGAUCCAAAAUGCCAUUCACAGCUGAUGCAGCAGCUACCCAAAUACAGGAACGGCUGAAGAACCUGUAUCACCUGGUGCACGAGAUCGAAACACAAAGAAUUCGUUCAGAGCAUAAUCUAAACAAUAUUAUAAAAACUUACGAGAAAGUAACACCAGAGGACAAGGUAUCCCCGUAUUAUCAACAGAAGCUGAAGAAUCUCAACGCAGCGAUCGGCGACUCGCAGCAGGAAGAGGAGAUUUUGCGUAAAGCAUUGGGAAAAAUCAACGAAAUUCGAGCAAUUAGAAACGAACGACGGAUACAGGCUCGGAAUGCAGGAAAUAAAGAAACUAUCCGUCGAGGUGCUCUCAUGAAGAUGGUGUUGAGCACCGCGCAAACGCUUCCUUUGUACGUAGGCAAGACACCAGGGGCGAAACCGCCCCCUCUUUGUGGAGCAGUCCCAGCAGAGCCUACGUAUAUCGCGAAAAUGGGAGACAUGGUGGCUGCUCUAGUAAAGGGGUCCGAAGAAGAGGAUUGGAUCUUGGCAGAAGUGGUUCAAUUCAAUCCUACGGCGAACAAAUACGAGGUGGACGAUAUCGACGAGGAGCAAAAGGACAGGCACACCUUGUCGAGACGAAGAGUGGUGCCUCUUCCAUUGAUGAGGGCUAAUCCUGAAACUGAUCCUCAUGCUCUUUUCCCCAAAGGAUCCAUCGUGAUGGCAUUGUACCCCCAAACGACCUGUUUCUAUAAGGCAGUCGUGAACCAACCACCCACUACAGCCACCGAGGAAUACGAAGUCUUAUUUGAGGACGCGAAUUACGCAAAUGGGUAUUCGCCACCUUUAAAAGUCGCUCAACGUUAUGUGAUCUCCAUCAAAGAGAGCAAGAAGAAUAAAAGCCAGUGUUGACGGACGUUUUAUUAUAAAAUGGCGCCAAUAUUAUCUCCGAUAUUGUUCUUGCAUUUGUACAUUACUGAUAGAGUACAACCAUGCGCUUUUGUAUUAUAGACGCUCAUCAGCUGUAAUAAAGUAUUUGUUUUUGGAUAAA
Bombus pascuorum is the source of this 1257-nucleotide messenger RNA. RefSeq names its product SAGA-associated factor 29 (gene Sgf29). The coding region runs from base 243 to 1118 and encodes 291 amino acids. The transcript has 2 exons. Lineage: Eukaryota; Metazoa; Arthropoda; Insecta; Hymenoptera; Apidae. The record is from RefSeq and is a predicted model, not a curated record. Gene Ontology annotation, cellular component: SAGA complex.